Molecule: messenger RNA, 3886 nt
Organism: Gymnodraco acuticeps
Lineage: Eukaryota; Metazoa; Chordata; Actinopteri; Perciformes; Bathydraconidae
Product: protein NYNRIN-like
Exons: 2
Coding region: 949-1893 (314 amino acids)
Biological process (GO): DNA integration
Molecular function (GO): nucleic acid binding
Source: RefSeq, a predicted model, not a curated record
UAACGGGUAAGAUAAAAGUUGAUAUACAUGGUUUCUCCACCAUUUAAGGAGGUAGAGAAAGGCUUCUCCGCCAUUUAAGGAGGAUUGACGUGUCUUUGGGUACACUUAUGAGAAAGGUUUCUCCACCAUUUAAGGAGGUAGAAAUUGACGUGCCUUUGGGUACACUUAUGAGUGAUUGAGUGAAAGCAGUGUGUAAAAGUGUCACCAAGUGGAAUCAGCGCACAGAGUGGAAACCUAACGGUGAUAACAAAAACUCUGUGGUCUGUUGAAGUACACUAGUGGUGAAUUAGGAAUUAGGUUCUGACCGGCACGUUGUCCAGUAGGAACACAAAGCUAGAAUAAUGGGGUCCAAUGGGAGUAAGCCUGCCGCUACAGGGGACAUGAGAUAUAUGGAAAUAUAUAGUCAUGGCAGCACCAGUUAUUGUAGCAAAUGGUAUAAACUGUACGGCUUCCGAGGAAAGUUGGAGAAAACAGCAGUAAGAGAAUUAAGCGACAAAUUGAGAGCAGAAACAGCUGGAACAACACAAGGCAAGAAAAGAAAGAAGUUAGAAGCUCAACUGCGAGUCGCAGCUUUAUGGGCUGAACAAGCCCAUAAAAGGAGCAGGCAGAGGCAGAGGAGGAGGCAGAAACGCAGAAGGCAAAUUCCUCUGCUACAGGUGCGGAAAGGAGGGGCACAUGGCGAGGGACUGUGAGGAACAGAUGUCACAGAUAAAAGAAGGGGGACAAAAGGGACAGUACAAAGACGAAAGACAUGGCCCCCCCCCUUCACAUAACCUACAUAGUUAUGACAACUGACUAGACGUAGAAAAGGAAGAAGAGGACGUCCACACACAUCACAUUGACCUUUCUGAAGUAUUCAGAAUAAACAACAAGAUAGUACUCCCUGUUAGUCUCUACAAAACAGCAGCUCAUUUGAGUCAUGGGCCGUGCCAUGUCUCAACAGGAGGGAUGGUGACAAUAAUAAAUGAACAUUUACAUACAUACAACUACAUUACAUUUUCUAAAAACUUUUGUAGAGCCUGUGUAGUAUGUUGCAGACACAAUGCUCAAGGCAAUGAGCGACCACAGAGAGGAAAGUUCCCUCCACCAACAUACCCAUUUCAACACAUGCAUAUGGACUUCAUCGAACUAACACCAUGCCAAGGGUACAAAUACUGUUUGGUAAUGAUAUGUCCGUUUUCAAAGUGGGUUGAAAUAUUCCCAGCAAAACAUGCAGACGCUAUUACCGUAGCAAAAGCCAUAUGCAAGACAAUAAUACCAAACAGAGGUAUUCCAGAGAAACUGUACAGUGAUAAUGGGUCUCAUUUUGUAAAUCAGGUUAUUACCAAACUGUCCGAACAUAUGGGGAUAACAUUAAAAAACCAUUGUGCAUAUCAUCCACAGAGUGCAGGCUUAGUGGAAAGAACAAACGGAACAGUAAAGUUAAGACUAAGGAAAACAAUGGAGGAAACAGGAAGACCAUGGGUGGAAUGUGUGUCUCUGGUAGAAACAUGCAUGAGAAUCACGCCCACGGCAAAAGGGUUGUCUCCCUUUGAGAUCAUAACAGGAAGGCAAUUCAGAUUACCAAUCACAGACGAGGUGAGGGAGGAGGAUGAUGCUGAGGCAGGGACUACAUUAGCUGAAUGGAUGAGCAGACUCUUCAGAAGCAAUGAGAUAGCUCGAACAAAUAACCUGCCAGACAUUUCUACUCCCUUGCAGGACACUCGAGUGCAGACUGGUGACCAGGUCCUCGUGAAGGUGAUUAAGAGGAAGCAUUGGCACUGUCCACGGUGGGACGGUCCCUACACGGUACUGCUGACAACACCGACUGCACUAAAAAUCGCCGAAAGAACUACGUGGAUACAUCAGAGCCACUGCAAAAAGAUAAUACCUCUCCAACUUAACGAUGGAUAAGUGGUGGAAGUCCGGCUACAAAGGGCGGUGUUUCAUUAGGAAAUACUGGUCUCAACCCCGGUGAAGAAAACAACAGAACCACUAUCACAAAUAGACUAUGUUGGGAAAGGUGUUGUUUGUAGUGACCCUGCUGGGUCUGACGCUAAUGACUAUAAGACAAUUGAGUGAGAAAUCCUCAACAAAAAAAAAGGUCCAUCGAGAGAAAAAAUGGUCAUUACUCAACGAUGACCCAUGGAACCACAACGACAAAACUGCACGCUCACCUAGGAUGACAAAUGCCUGGUAUGCCUAUGUCCAUCAACUUGUUACAAAGACAGGGCGUUCAAAUUGUUAUGUUUGUUCCCACAUGCCAUGGUCAACUGGACAAGUAACUCUGUAUGGUAAAAGGAUGAGUAAAUCACAAGCUAAAUGUUUUGCUACCAUGGGAGGUGUAGGAUACCAGCACUCAGGGAUAAAAGUCAACGAUGUGAAUCCAUAUGCCCCAGGUUUAAGCAAUGGCACUUGUAAUAAGAUAUUUUGGGUGAACUUUAACAUGACAGUGCCACGUAAAAUGACAGGACAAAAGGUAGUCAUGCCAAAUAAUGAAGCUAUACACCCUAUGUGUUACAGUCAGACAGAAGGUUCUGUACCAAUGGGAAACACCACUGGUUGUAACCAGACACUUGUUAAUGGCGAAGGGGCUCCAGUCUAUUUGAGCAAACAAUCUAAUGGUACAUGGUGGGUACAAGGAGGAUGGUGGCUGUGUGGCAACAACGCUUAUCCAGUUCUGCCAAUAAAUUGGACAGGCACGUGCGCACCAAUAUUUGUUAGCGACCACACCUUCGUGAUAGACAUAGAACCACACCUUAACCACACCCGCAGGAGGAGAAAUGCCAUGCCUGCCUUCAAAAAACAUGAUUCAGUAUGGGGAAAAGAUGUCCCUGAUGAAUUCAAACACUGGUCCACCAGUGGAAAGGUAAUAUUAGCAUUGACUCCUGCCUUAGGCGUAGCGAAGAACAUGUUGAGACUCGAAACCCUUGAUUACCGGUUCGGCAUGUUUGUAAAUAAUUCCAUCGUUGUAAACGAACAACAGAACCUCGAACUAGACUCACUCAGAACCAUGGUGCUACAGCACCGCAUGGCCCUUGAUCUACUCACUGCCUCAGUAGGAGGUACGUGUAUCCUUUUGAACACAAUCUGUUGUACAUAUAUCACCGACAAUGUCCACUCCCAAAACAUGACAGAUGCAAUGGCUACUCUCAAAGCCCUACAGACAGCUAUGGGCCAAGACAGACAUGCCUCUCUUGAGACCGGAUGGUUCAAUUGGCUACUCUCAGGGAGCUGGGUUCAAAAGCUCGUGAUGGGAUUUGUUGCAAUCAUAUGUGUUGUCAUCCUUGUGUGCUGUGCUAUGGCUUGUAUUAUACCAUGUGUUAAAGCUAUGGUUGGUAAAAUAGUUACCAACACUCUUGUCCAAUAUACGAUGUUGCAACAGACAGAUAACGAUGACUAUACUGACACAGACCCCUCUCAGAAGGACGAAUAUACUCACCUAACCUCCAAUGUGUAAGACUUAAAGCUAGGUUACUGUCUGUCAUAUGACGAAUGGUUCGAAAAUGUCAAAAACAAGUGAAUUAAUUCUGAAAGUAAUAAAGACACUGUAACCAGCUAGUAAUUAUGAAAAACAGGAGGGAAUGUUAGAGUUUAUUGAAGGAUAAACGUGUUUUCAUAAUAUGUUGUCAUUUUAUGUUGUAAAGAGACCAUAGUCAGAAAAGAGGAACAGAGAAUAGUCUGUUCCCCUUUUCUGUGGACCAUACACACACACACACACAUGAUUGCGAGUCACAAGACUCCCAUUGACAAAUAAAGCCGUUGGUUACAUACACUUCCUCAUGCAUGAUUUGUAACUGUAUUUUUGUAAUAAAGAGACUGCACUGAGAGAAGAGGAGCAGAGUUGGUUUUGGAGUUGACAUGACCUGUCACUCGCUGAUUCUCCUUGCAGCAAGUAAACUUGAAA